AUGUAUAGAUCCCUCCGGACGGAUCUGCGGCGCCAUUUUCGGCGAUAUUCAAGCGGAUCUGGGCAGAUACUACCCAAGUGUAUCAGGGACAUUGCACAGAACCCUCCCCAGAUUGGUGACACUAUCAAGAUCAAUGGAUGGGUGAAAUCUUUGAGAAUAUCAAAAAAUGUUGCAUUUGUCGACCUCGUUGACGGUUCUUCGCACGGAGACAUCAAAUGUGUUGUUCGGCCACCUUCGCUAAUUCCGAAAGCACUAAACACAGGCGCUGGAGUGCAAAUAUCAGGUGUCUGGACAGAAGGUAAAGGGAGACAAAGUUACGAGCUUCAGGUGACCGAGCAGCACGGGCCGCAGAUCGAAGUGUAUGGUGGAGUUGAAGAACUGUAUCCACUGCAGAAAAAAACUCACUCCAGCCAAUUCUUGAGAAGCAUACCAGAGUAUCGGUGGAGAGUGCCCGAAGCCGGCUCCAUCCUCCGGAUGAGCUCAAAACUAGAGUCUUUCUUCUCAGAAUUCUUCGACGAACGCACGUUUUUCAAAACUCAUCCACCAACGGUGACAAGCAGUGACUGUGAGGGGGCCGGUGAGCUUUUCCGCAUUGAGUCAGAGUCGAAGCUCGGCAGUCCAGAGCAAUUUUUUGGUAAGAAAGCAUACAUGACAGUUUCGACCCAAUUGCAUCUCGAAGUUUUGUGUGCAGCCUUAGGCCGUGUCUGGACGCUUACUCCAUGCUUUCGCGCCGAGGAGAGCGACACAAAUCGUCAUCUUUCUGAAUUUUGGAUGUUAGAGGCAGAGAUAGCAUUUAUUGACGACGUGACACAACUGACCCGAUUUUCCGAGGCGAUGUUGCGCUACAUAGCUCGCGCACUUCAAAACAGUGGAUUUGAUGAGUUUUCUGACGAGAUUAAACAACGUUGGGACAUGCUGGCAAAUGGCACUUACACUCAGAUCACUUACUCUGAGGCUAUAGAUCUCGUGCGACAAAAUUCAAGCAAGUUUACGACCAUUCCAACGUGGGGAGACAGUCUGGGCUCUGAGCACGAAAAGUGGCUUGCCGGUGAAUAUUACAAGGGCCCUGUGUUUGUGACGAACUACCCUAUAGACCAAAAACCUUUUUACAUGAAAAAAAACAGUGAUGGUAAAACUGUGGCAUGUUACGACUUGUUGAUUCCGCAAAUCGGAGAGUUGAUUGGCGGAUCUUUGAGAGAGCAUGACCUGCACAAGUUGGAGCAGGAGAUUGCUAACCGGCAAAUGGAUGUCGGCCCUCUACAAUGGUACUUAAACCUUAGAAGGAACGGGAGCGUGCCGCAUGGGGGCUUUGGCAUGGGCUUUGAAAGAUUACUGCAGUACGUGAGCGGGGCUGAGAAUAUACGCGAUACAAUCCCAUUUCCUAGAACGACAAAUCAUUGUGCUUGUUAG
This is a messenger RNA of Ogataea haglerorum, 1410 nucleotides long. RefSeq lists its product as uncharacterized. Lineage: Eukaryota; Fungi; Ascomycota; Pichiomycetes; Pichiales; Pichiaceae. Gene Ontology annotation, cellular component: mitochondrion. Gene Ontology annotation, molecular function: asparagine-tRNA ligase activity; ATP binding; nucleic acid binding. The coding region runs from base 1 to 1410 and encodes 469 amino acids. The transcript has a single exon. Gene Ontology annotation, biological process: asparaginyl-tRNA aminoacylation. The record is from RefSeq and is a predicted model, not a curated record.